AUGCGGCGCCUGCGACGGCGACUAAGGACGGGCUAUGAUGAUAUUGACCAAAACAAUUCUAGCUCAGGCCAGUGGGCGGUGUAUCUAGCAUGGCUUACAUCUGUCUACCGCUACGUGCAUCGCCGGUAUUUGCGUCGUCUACAAUACCUGGCAACGUCAUGGCGGAUGUUAGACGAGGACGAGGCAACAACAUCUGGCGUUACAGACGGUGCGCCCGGCGACCAACAGAACCGCGUCAUCUUCGUCAACCAUCCGCAGCCUCAGAAGUUCCUCUCAAACACCAUCUCCACAGCCAAAUACAGUGUCCCAUCUUUCAUCCCGCUGUUCCUGUUCGAGCAGUUCCGCCGGUACUCCAACUGCUUCUUCCUGCUGAUAGCCCUACUGCAACAGAUACCUGAUGUGUCGCCCACCGGUAGAUGGACAACGCUCACACCCCUCAUACUCAUCCUGAGUGUGAGCGCAGUCAAAGAGAUCGUCGAGGACUUCAAGCGGCACAGAGCUGACGAUGAGACGAAUAGAAGAAAAGUGGAAGUACUUCGCGAUGGACAGUGGCAGACUGUGCGGUGGGAACGGCUGCAGGUGGGCGACAUAUGCAAGGUGCUCAACAACCAGUUCUUUCCCGCGGAUCUGGUGUUACUCUCCUCUAGUGAGCCUCAAGGCAUAUCGUUCAUCGAGACGUCAAACCUAGACGGGGAGACGAACCUGAAGAUCCGUCAGGCACAUCCGGAAACUGCUCGCCUCGACACCACUCAACAGCUAACGCAAUUCCAUGCGACGGUGCAAUGUGAACCACCCAAUAGACACCUGUACGAGUUUAACGGCAUGCUAAAAGAAACUAACGCAAAAACGAUACCGCUGGGCUUGGAACAGAUGUUGUUGCGUGGUGCGAUGUUGCGAAACACGUCCUGGGUGUAUGGCAUCGUGGUGUACACUGGCCACGAGACUAAACUCAUGAAGAACUCAACCAAAGCGCCUCUAAAACGGUCAUCGAUCGACCGCCAGACCAAUACACACAUACUGAUGUUAUUCCUUAUACUGCUGGCACUGUCACUGCUCAGUGCCGGCUGUAACGAGCUGUGGACGCGCAACCACACUGACUGGUACAUCGGACUAUCAGAAGCGCAGAAUGCACACUUUGGAUUUAACUUUUUGACAUUUUUAAUAUUGUACAAUAAUCUUAUACCUAUAUCGUUACAAGUUACUGCAGAAAUAGUUAGAUUUUUCCAAGCCAAGUUCAUAGCGAUGGACAGUGAAAUGUAUCACGAACAAACAGAUACGCCUGCUAUGGCGCGCACAUCAAACUUGAAUGAAGAACUCGGCAUGGUCAAGUACGUGUUCAGUGACAAGACUGGCACACUUACGUGUAAUGUUAUGGAGUUCCACAAGUGCUCCAUCGCUGAGGUGAUAUACAACAAACCGAACAAAGAGGAACAUCUUGAAGAUACCCUUUUGUAUCAACACCUGAUGCGUGGAGAUGAUCACGCCGCCGUCAUACACGAGUUCCUGAUGAUGCUAGCGGUCUGCCACACCGUCAUACCGGAGCAUGGACCCGAUGGCCUCAACUACCACGCCGCCUCUCCCGACGAACGUGCACUAGUAAUGGGCGCGGCACACUGGGGAUACGUGUUCGAAACGCGCACGCCUCAUACUGUGCGCGUGCGCGCCGCCGGCAGCACGCACGAAUAUCACGUGCUCAACGUCAUCGACUUCACCUCAGCGCGGAAACGUAUGUCCGUUAUAGUGCGCACGCCAACCGGAGAGAUCAAACUAUUGUGUAAGGGGGCCGACUCGGUGAUCUACCCACGUCUGGCAGGGGGUCCGCGGGCCCCACACGCGGAAGCAACACUCGCUCACUUAGAACGUUUCGCAGCUGAGGGACUCCGUACACUUGUUUUUGCCGUUGCAGAUAUCCCAGAAGCACUCUAUCAGGAAUGGUGUAACACGUACCACAAAGCUAGUAUAGCGAUACAAGAUCGUGAACAGAAAAUCGAAGAAGCGGCGCUUCUUAUAGAGAAUAACCUGAGACUGCUGGGAGCUACCGCCAUUGAGGAUAAGCUCCAGGACGGCGUGCCAGAUACGAUAGCGGCGCUACUGCAAGCCAACAUGUACGUGUGGGUAUUGACUGGCGACAAACAGGAGACCGCCAUCAACAUCGCCCACUCUGCAAGGCUCAUACACCCCUCUAUGCCACUGAUACUACUCAACGAGGAUAGUCUCGACGGCACGCGCGAGUGCAUCGGCCGACAUUCAGUCGAAUUUGGCGAGAAUUUGCGCAAACAGAACGAGGUAGCUCUGGUAAUAGACGGGAAGACGCUCAAGUAUGCGAUGGGUUGCGAUCUGAAGAAAGACUUCCUUGAUCUCUGCAUAUCGUGUAAAGUCGUUGUAUGCUGUCGCGUAUCCCCCAUUCAAAAGGCAGAGGUCGUGGAAAUGGUAUCAGGUGCGACGGGUGCAGUUACACUAGCAAUAGGCGACGGUGCGAAUGAUGUGGCGAUGAUACAACGCGCCUCCGUCGGCGUCGGUAUAUCCGGCGUUGAAGGAUUACAAGCUGUAUGCGCAUCAGAUUACAGCAUCGCUCAGUUCCGGUUCCUCCAACGUCUGCUGUUAGUACACGGCGCAUGGAACUAUUCAAGGAUCAGCAAACUCAUACUGUACUCGUUCUACAAAAAUAUCUGCCUCUACGUGAUCGAGCUCUGGUUCGCCAUCUACUCUGCCUGGUCAGGUCAGAUCCUGUUCGAACGAUGGACGAUAGGUUUCUACAACGUGAUCUUCACUGCGUUGCCACCGUUCGCUAUUGGAUUAUUUGACAAACUCUGCUCUCCAGAAAUCAUGCUAAGGCACCCGAUCCUGUACAUUCCAUCGCAGCAGGGUCUGCUGUUUAACGUGCGCGUAUUCUGGGUGUGGGCGGUGAAUGCGCUAAUUCACUCUGUGAUACUGUUCUGGUUGCCGGUACUGAUCACCGCCCAUCAUAUACUGUGGCCACACGGCAAGGACGGCGGGUACCUCGUGCUCGGCAAUCUCGUAUAUACGUACGUAGUUCUGACGGUGUGCCUGAAGGCUGGUCUGGCGACGCACUCAUGGACGUGCGUUACUCACAUCUCCAUCUGGGGCUCCGUUGCCAUGUGGCUGCUCUUUAUACUGGUAUACAGCAACAUGUAUCCGACGGUGAUGAUAGGAGCGGUGAUGCGCGGUAUGGAUCGUAUGGUGUUCAGCUCACUGGUGUUCUGGCUCGGACUAGUGCUGAUACCCGCGGCCGCGUUGUUGCCAGAUCUACUAGUCACUGUCAUCCACAACUCUGCAUUCAAGACUAUGACGGAGGCGGUACGCGAGAGCGAGAUAAAACAACGUGACCCGGCCGCACUCCUCGCACAACCCAGGCACUCCCUCACGGAGACGGCGCGGCUGCUGCAGAACGUGCGCAGCGUGUUCUCACGACGGUCCGGAGCCCGCGCGCAACUCGACCUCGAGCUGUCACAUGGUUUCGCAUUCUCACAAGAAGAGGGCGGCAGCGUGUCACAAGCGGACGUGAUCCGCGCGUACGACACCAGCCAGCCGAGGCCGGUGCGCUCCUGA
Molecule: messenger RNA, 3570 nt
Organism: Diatraea saccharalis (sugarcane borer)
Lineage: Eukaryota; Metazoa; Arthropoda; Insecta; Lepidoptera; Crambidae
Source: the annotation of a GenBank genome assembly